Eimeria necatrix is the source of this 294-nucleotide messenger RNA. RefSeq lists its product as hypothetical. The record is from RefSeq and is a predicted model, not a curated record. Lineage: Eukaryota; Apicomplexa; Conoidasida; Eucoccidiorida; Eimeriidae. Bases 1 to 294 code for a protein of 97 amino acids. The transcript is spliced from 3 exons.
AUGUCGCGCCCGCUGCCCGAGAUGGACGGCUGGUUUUUCGUGGCGAAGUACAUUCGGCCUGAGUGGUUCCAAUGGACAUUAACAGUUUUGAUAUUUUUAAUUUUCGUCAUUUUGUCGCAGCUGAGCUGCUUUCGCCCAGCAGAUGUGAACAAAUUCGAUAAGACAAUGAGGGCCCCCGGCAGCAGCGGGGGGGCCCCCGGGGGGCCCCCCGGGGGCAAGAAGGGGCCCCCCAAGGUGGCUGCAAAGGGGGACAAGCAGCCGCCGCCUCCGAAGAAAGCUGCUGCGAAGAAGUGA